AGAGGUCCUUCGUCUCAGCGCGGAUUUCAAAAACAUGACUUUACCGAGCAUAUUAACUUCAAAUUUUUGAGGUCAGACUGAAGUGUUAUUUAUGGAGACACACACACAGUAAUCGUGUAUAUUAAUGCAGUCUGUGUUUGUGAAACUUUUGCUUUCCCGUACAAAUAGUGACGUAAUUCAUCCGCCCUAUCCAUUUGUUUAUAACGUUAGCCAACGUUAGCUCUAACUUUGCUAAAGAAGUACGUUAUUUUAAAAUUAGAAACUUCUUUUGACAGCGACUCACAUGAAACAGAUUUAUGUAUAUAUUCAGACACUUACUGUUUCUUUGAGUAACUUUAAACACAUUUUGGAGAUUAAAUCGAUGCUAAAAAAAAAUUAGCCAACUAGCUAACGCGGGAUGGUUUGUUGACACUGCGGCUGCCGAACCGGACAUUAAUGUUCUACAAUGGAAGAUAACUCGUCCUGUUCUUCGAUGGUGACUGCUGUCCCUCAGUCGUCCUUUCUGCAGAGGAUUUUGGAUCGAUUAUCAAGCACACAUUGCCUGAAGCUCGGAGCCGAGGAGGCUGCUCCGGUGGCUGUCAUUUCCCUGCAGAGGUACCUGUCAGAGCAGACUGACUGCUACAGCUACGACCUGACAGUCACUGACGGGGUGUGGCGGGCCAAAUGUUUCCUUCACCCCAGUUUAAAUCAGAUGGUGCACAAAAACAUCCUGAAGACUGGGGCCGACGUCAGCAUCACGCAGUGCUCGUUUGUGUACAACGAGAGGACACUGGGACAUGGUUACAUGUGCAUCGAGAAGAUCAGGUGUUGCGGUGACAGGUCUGCCGUCCUGCCCGACAUAAACGACGUUUUUUCCCUGCCCAUGCUGGUAAAACAGGGCAUGGAGAGGAGCGCGGUGCUGCAGAGCGAUGCUCCUCUUCAGCUGAGCAGAAAACACUACCUGUCUCUGUGGAACAACGACGACCCUGAAGGGGACAUGUGGCGUUCAGGGUCCUCCUCUUCUGUUACAGUGCUGGAUGUGUCCAGAGUUACUCUUCUCUCUAAUCUGGGGUCUGGCUUGCGGGAGCCAUGGAAAUUUCUUCCUCUCCUGGUGAAGAUAAUCCACAAAUCCAGAUUAAGGUAUUAUGGGAAGUUUGGUCAAAAGAUUGAUUACCCCUACCAGGCGUAUUUUGAAGUUGCCGACCAGAGUGGCACGAUGUCUCUCGUGCUUUGGAAUGAACUUUGUCCAGAGUUUUAUCAGAGAUUCACUGUUGGCACUGUGCUGUACCUCCAAAAUUACACCCUGAAGCAGAGUUACUCAAAUCGGUCACGUCCGCAGAUGGACCAUCACAGACUGCAAACCUUUACCUCUGUAGAAAUCUGCCUGAAUCGUCACAACCCGACGGCAAUCAUAACUGUGAUCUCACCAAAGAACGUUCGGCCUGAGUGGAUGCUGCCUGACGUUUGCUACCAGUUCACCUGCAGGUCGGAGUUGGACAAACUAGCCAACAACGCGGCGUGCGACGUCAUUGCUUUGGUGACAUUUGUUGGUCGUGUUGAAAGAGUCAAGAGCAAAAUGACUAAAGGUCCAGAGAAAUACUGGACGUAUCGCUGGAUCCACGCUGUGGACGGAACAUCUGACCACCCUUUUGUCCUGGAGCUGUUUUCCUCUUCCCAAAUGGACAUUUUCAGUCGUAUUUGUCCGAUGACCUACCUGGUCUGCACUCAGAUGCGACUUUGCCAAGUGGAGGGCUCACUGCCGUACCUCACCAGCAGCUCUGAGACGGAGAUGUUCGUCACAGGCUGCCACAAAGGUCAGCCGUACGUGAGCGAUCCGAGAGUGAAGAGCUUCAUCCAGUGGACCAAAACCCAGAAGGACAAUGCAGUGCUCCAGAAAACUGCUGUUGGCGGCCAUUACUGUUACCCUCACCCCCCAAGAACAUUUACACAGUCAGCGGCAGACGCCUCAGUUCAAGUCCCCCUGGUUUCUGCAGAGGAUCUGAAGCAGGAGUUAGCGUCGCUUCAAUACCGAGAGCAUAAAAAACUUGCAAUUCAGGGCCAGAUCACUGCGGUGCGCUACAUGGAAAGGCCGAAAGUCCCAGAUGCACAUCAACCAGGCGACGAGCAGACAGUCCCAGAUACACACAGUCCGUCAGCAGCAGCUGAGCAGCAGAGCCGUUUACCCUCUCCGUCCUCUGAUGGCAGCUCAGCAGGAAGCGGGAGAAAAAGGAUUCCUGUCAGGAAAACUAAGCAGUCCUCAAACGACGGUGGCACUUCAGCGAAAAGACGGCUUGUAUAUAAAGAUGCAGAGGAGGAAAGCCACCACUGUGACCCUGCAUGUGAGGAAGUUCAGCAUGUAGAAACAGAAGAGGACAAUAGAGAUUCAGACGCUCUGUCUUGGGAAAGCAGCAGCUGGGCGACACAGCGACAAGAAGUGAGGGAACAUCUGUGUGACGGCGGCCUCUACCGGGACAGCGUCUCCCGGCGGUUCUCCUUCGAAGAGAAGGACGUCCUCCUGCAGUGGGGCAACCUGCAGCCGACCCGGUGGCACCCGGACCUCACCGCAGACGCCGUCCCGCCUGCGGACUGCCCGGGGUACUACCAAGUCACCAUAUUAGGCAUUAACAAACAGAUCGCCGUCGACGCUGCGUGUUUCCCUGUCGUGACCUCCGACGACCCCCGAACCGUUGGCCUCUCUCAGGACCCCCACGGCAACACCAUGCUGUCCUGCCUGUCGUCGGGGUUUCUCUGCCCUCUCGGCGACGCGGCCAGCCACAGCGAAACAGCCCUGCCCGAGCCAAAUGAGAUACUGGCGACCGCCGGCGAGCUGGAGGACACACACCUCGUGUGCAUCUUGGACCUUUGUCAUCUCGGAGGAGACGAGGUGGAAAUCCUGAUCAGCAAAGUGUACAAAGUCUCUGAAGUUUCUUUCAGCUAAAGAUAAGAAAGUGUCAAUAAUCAUGGAGUGGAACUGGAAAAACAAAGAUUUUUUUCAUGUCUUUGACUCUGCUUUCUUUUACAGAAGGAUUUGUACAUUUUUUCAUUUUUUUACCCAGACAGAGUGUGUCCUCUAUUUAUGAAUAAAACUGUUUUAAGCACAAAUGAAUUUAAAAAACGUGUAUGGACUCACACUUCCCCUCUGCCGCUGUGUCCACACUGCCAACUGUGAGU
This is a messenger RNA of Salarias fasciatus (jewelled blenny), 3150 nucleotides long. RefSeq names its product RPA1 related single stranded DNA binding protein (gene radx). Gene Ontology annotation, molecular function: single-stranded DNA binding. The coding region runs from base 446 to 2917 and encodes 823 amino acids. Lineage: Eukaryota; Metazoa; Chordata; Actinopteri; Blenniiformes; Blenniidae. The record is from RefSeq and is a predicted model, not a curated record. The transcript is spliced from 15 exons.